Molecule: messenger RNA, 1671 nt
Organism: Suncus etruscus (white-toothed pygmy shrew)
Lineage: Eukaryota; Metazoa; Chordata; Mammalia; Eulipotyphla; Soricidae
Gene: PRF1
Product: perforin 1
Exons: 2
Coding region: 1-1671 (556 amino acids)
Biological process (GO): leukocyte mediated cytotoxicity
Molecular function (GO): calcium ion binding; pore-forming activity
Source: RefSeq, a predicted model, not a curated record
AUGGACGCCCGCCCGCUGCUUCGAGGGGUCUUCCUCUUGCUGCUGCUGCCCGCACCGGUGCCCGCGCCCUGCUUCACCGCCACGCGCUCCGAGUGCAGUAAACACAAGGCCUUCGUGCCCGGCACGGAGCUGGCUGGGGAGGGCAUAGACGUGACGAGCCUCAAGCGCUCCGGUUCCUUCCCCGUGGACACACGGCCCUACCUGCGGCCCGAUGGCACCUGCACGCUGUGCCGCAACGCGCUCCAGAAAGGUGCCCCGCAGCGCCUGCCUCUGGCACUCACUUACUGGCGCGCGCACGCCCAGGGCUGCCAACACAAGGUGGCACAAGUCAAGCUCAGCUCCACUGAGGAUGUGGCCCACGACACCGCCAGCACCAUCAAAAACAACUGGAAGGUUGGGCUCGAGGUAAGCCCCCGGCCUGGCAUGAAAGCAAGCGUGACCAUGGCUGGCUCCCAUGCCCAGGCCACCAACUUCGCAGCCUCCAAAGCCCAUCAGGACCGGUAUCAGUUCAGCCGCGACGAGGUGCAGUGUAGCUUCUAUCAUUUUCGCCUGGUGCACGCCCCUCCGCUUCACCCAGAGUUCAAGAAGGCCCUCAGGAUGCUGCCGCCCUACUUCAACAGCUCUAGUGAGCCUGACUACCUGCGGUUUAUCUCCAGCUUCGGGACUCACUUCAUCCAGUCCAUGGAGUUGGGCGGCCGAAUCUUGGCCCUCACGGCACUGCGCACCUGUCAGCUGGCCCUGAGUGGGCUCCUGGCUAAUGAGGUGGAGGACUGCCUGCAGGUGGAAGCUGAGGCGAGCAUCGGCAUCCCAGUCAGUGCCAUCGCAGGCUACAAGAAAUGUGAGGAGACGAAAAAGCAGCACAAGAUCACUAACGCCUUCCACCAGACCUACCGGGAACGGUACACCGAAGUGUCAGGCGGUAACCACAGCACCUGGCAUGACCUGCUGUUUGGGAAGGAGGCUGGAGCCAACCACUUCUCGGCCUGGAUGAGCUCCUUGACACACAGCCCUGACCUGCUCGACUACAGCCUGGAACCCCUGCACAUGCUUCUGAGAAGCCAGGACCCCAGGCAGAAUGCGCUAAAGGCAGCUGUGAGCAAGUACAUCCUGGACAAGGCUCGCUGGCGGGACUGCAGCCGGCACUGCCCCAACGGCCAGCAUAAGAGCUCCAAGGACCCUUGCCAGUGCACAUGCCAAGCCUCCUCAGCAUACAACCGGGACUGCUGCCCCCGCAAGGCAGGUAUGGCCAAUCUGGAGGUAAUGAACUUACGAGCACACGGUUUGUAUGGAGACUGGAUCACCGCCACUGACGCCUACCUGAAGGUCUUCUUCGGAGGCCAGGAGCAGAGGACAGCGACGAUAUGGAACAAUAACAAUCCCCAAUGGGCUGGGAAGUUGCACUUCAAUAAUGUGCUGCUGGCCACAGGGGGCCCCCUGCGGGUCCAGGUGUGGGAUGCCGACUAUGGCUGGGAUGAUGACCUUCUGGGGACCUGUGACUACCAGGCAAAGUCCGGCAAGCACGACGUGUCCUGCCACCUCUCCCAUGGCUCCUUGCACUUCUCCUACAAUGCCACGUGCUUGUCCCAUCUCUCAGGGGAUACCUGCAUGGAUUAUAGCCCCCAUGGGCUAUUGGGGGAGCCUCCAGGAAACCGGAGUGGGGCGGUGUGGUGA